Molecule: messenger RNA, 1803 nt
Organism: Mycena citricolor
Lineage: Eukaryota; Fungi; Basidiomycota; Agaricomycetes; Agaricales; Mycenaceae
Source: the annotation of a GenBank genome assembly
AUGGCCUUCCCCUCCAUCUUCACGGACAAGCUGGGCACCAACUACGCUCCGAAUGACCAGGAAUCCUCGCAGAUCCGGGACCUCCUCCUCGUGCCGUCCGCCAAGAUAGCGCAAAUCGACCUCGAGAUCGCCGCACUCUCCGUCCGGCGCAGCGAGCUCGCGCGCCUCGUCGCCGCGCACACGGCACUGCUGUCGCCCAUCCGGCGCCUCCCACCGGACGUGCUGCGCGAGAUCUUCCUGUGGUGCCUGCCCACGAGCCACCACCCGACGAUGAGCGUGCGCCAUGCGCCGCUGCUGCUCGGCCGCGUGUGCGGCCUGUGGCGCGAGGUCGCGCUCGCGACGCCGCGCCUGUGGGCGCGCGUGCACAUCGUCGAGCCGCGGAUGGACACGGCGUCGCAGCGCCUCGUCGACGGGUGCCUGCAGCUCACGGAGAUGUGGCUCGCGCGGUCGGGUGUGCUGCCGCUCGAGAUCUCGUUCCACCGCAGUCCGCCCCGGCCGCGCGGGCCCGCGAUUCUGUCGCAGUUUCCGGGUGGUGGCGGUGUUGUUGGUGGUGGUGGGGGCGGUGCUGGUAGUGCAGUGAAGGAGCCGUCCGCCGGCUGCUCGGUGUUUAUGGACACAGUGCUCGGUGUGAAGACGCGGUGGAAGAACCUCGUGCUGUCGGGCUGCACGCAGAGUCCGCUGCCGGUAUCCGCGUGCGAUGUGCCCAGGCUGGAGUCGCUCGAGAUCGCCGAGUUCUGUGUGACGGGGGAGCAGCCGGCGGCGUCCCAUGCGGUGUUCUCUGCGCCCAAUCUGCGCAAGCUGACGCUGGCCACGCGUCUCGAUCCGACGACCCUUCCUAUACCCUGGGCGCAACUCACCUCGCUCCACCUCGCUCCUAUCUACUCGCAGAAUCUCGAGCAGGCGUGGUCGCUGUCGAGCUCGAUGGUUAUCUACAUCCUGUCGAUGAUGUUCAAUCUGCGCGAAUGCACGCUGCAGAUGACGCUCGAGAACGGCGAAAUGGACACCGAGGAGUCCCCGCCGCCCGUCCACCUUCCGCUCCUCCGGUCACUAAAACUCACCCUCUCCCUGCGGGGGAUGACGGGCAGGAACACGGACCCGCUCACUCGACUGGUGUUGCCGGGUCUCACGACGUUUGUGUUCCUCGGGUACACACUGAAUGUGCUCAGCUUCCCGCUUGCGACCAGCCUCAUCAGCAAAUCGACGAAACUGUCUGACGUCGAGAUCGAGACGAUGCUGUUCGACAGAUCCUCGCUCACGGAGUUCCUGGAGAUCCUCCCGCCGACGACGAAGCGGCUGUGCAUGCGGCAGAGCGUGCUGGGCCGCGGCGCGCCGUCGUCCGUGGACGGAGAUGUGCUCCGGCUGCUCUCUACGCCAGUUCUAUCACCGGAGGACAGUUCCGACGAAGGCGAUGACGACGACGAUGACGACGACGACGAGGCCGACGACGAUGAUGAUGCCGAUGGGCGUGGGCAGUCGAGUCAUAGCGUCCCUCCGAUCCCGCUCCCGUACCUGGAAUCGAUCGAGUUCCUGCACGCAUGCGACUUCUCGGACGACGAGCUCCUCCAGUUCAUCCUCCCGCGCGUGCGGAACGCGCCGUGCGCCCUGCGGCGCGUGAACGUCGUGUUCUUCCGGCUGCAGGAGGUGGACAUCAUGGAGCCGCUGCGGGAGUACGUCGACGGGCUCGGGCUGAAGAUGAAGCUUGACUAUAUCAAGCAGCAGUCCGGGUGGCAUCCGAAGCAGGGGCUGCAGCAGAUGGGGUCGAGGAGACCGUGGUAUGGGACUGCCGUGGAUCUAUUCGAUUGA